AUGUCAGGGCAGAGCAAUUUAUUUGACGGUCUAGGGUUCUACGUCCAUCCCAUUGUAGAGGAGCAUAUAAUCAAUUCUCCUAUCGGUAAAGCGAUUACGAGUCGCCAAAGUAUCAUUUACCCAUUACCUUCUCUCGACCAAGUUCAGAUCAUCGUUAUCCCCUUGAUGCCCUUUUCCGGACCAAUGUCAAAAGGGUUGAAACCGCUCGAUCCAAACUUCGUAUGGCUCGAUCCUGAUACGCUGAAUGACACCCGUAGCUGGACGCCUGAAUUGCUGGUAAGGUACUUUGAAGAUACGAUACGAAAAGGGGAGGUGAUAGAAGGUAGGAAGGUGGUAGUGGGUUAUGGAUGGGUGGAAAAGUGUUUGAAAGCUGGGAGGGUGUUGGGAAGCGAAGAUGACUGGGAUGGAUGGCGUGUAAGACCUGCGUUCCAUGUUGUCCGCCAUUCUCGACCAUAUUUGCAACAAACGUAUACCUCAGAAUCUCAGCCUCCCGUCCUUCAACCUAUCCUCUCAAGAGCAUUACCUUCCGGAACCAACAUUCCUAUACCCGAAUUGAUCGCUUCCGAAACUGCAAAAGAUUAUACCACACGCCAAUCGAAUUUAAAGAAGUAUUCAGAGUCUCAACCUCCUUAUUAUCCAAAGGAAAGAUAUCACCCUUAUCCAACUCCGUCAGGUGCUUCCCUCACUCAUGAGAGAGCCCGUCCAUUACAGCCUCUUUUGACUUUGGACAAACCUUUACAUCAUAGAAAGCGAGGAAACAAAACUCCAAUCAUCGUUCCUUCGCAAAAGAUCAUUAAGGCUGUAUUUGUGCCACCUACGCCUCUUUCGCCUCUCACAUGGAACCGAACAUCAAAUCCUCCCUCAUCACGACAUGUACCGAUUCAGGCUAAUAACCUGUCAUCAGCGAUACAGCGUCAGAACAGGGUCAAAUCUUCAACUCCAAAUGCCAUCCUCCAACCCACCAGCAUGGUCGGUCUAUCUAAACCUACUUGGUGGGAUAUGAGUAGAUCGAGAACAAUCAACAUACCUAACACUCCUACUGAAUGGCAACUGGCUAUGAACCAAAACGGCAAAGUCGAACGUCGAGAGGCAAACAGCUCAGAAACGGUCACUUCGGUCGAUACCCAUACCCAAGCGCAAACGAAGAUUCUUGAAAAGGAAAAUGAGAUGUCGAAACGCCCGAAACACCUCUUGGACACCCGUGCUGUACUUGUGACACAACCUCUCCAAGGCGAGAAGUGUCAAGCUCAAACUAAGUUUAUAUUCAUCGAUUCUCAUGGCAAGCCGAUGAAAAUGUAUCUCGCACCUAACAUACACCCUGUUUACCAAGAGAAGAUCAAGACUAAAGGUGGACAGUUAUGUACCCGACUUCACGCCUCUAUAGCGAUAUUCUAUGGAACUGCCACUGAUCCAUCUCCAUUGAUGCCCAAGUCAAUAGCGGAGAAUGAGGCUGGAUGGAAUUGUGGUAAGAAAGGCCAGGUAACAGUUACCCUGGACUGGCUGAAAGUGUGUUUGGAGAAAGGGAAAUUGAUAGAUACCAAAGGGUAUCAGAUCGUAUUUCAAAAGUCUACAAGAAACGAGGGUUAUUCGGCGUAUACGACUCUGUCUAGUAAGAACAGAAAGGUUGUGCCCUUUACAGCACACAGUCAGGUCACGGUCCCCUCUUCGCGCAAGCCAAUCACUGAUCUUUCGAGCCAAGCUGAAUCAGUUGCAACGUCAAGAAUGAAAUCAACAUCCAUCCUAUCCCAGUCCUCUUCCUUCCCAAGCUGUCCGUCUCUCACGGAGUACGACUCCAUCUCAUGGCAAGUAGAGAAGAUAGCUAGGAGGCUGUACCAAAAUGGCAGAACGGGACGAUUAGCCACACUUUCAGACCCUGAUGCGAAUGGGAGUGGGAAGGAUGUUGGGACGAACGAUUAUUUGAAAAGAUAUGAAUCGAUCAUACAAGAUAGAGUGAUGGAAUUAGCCGAUCAAUAUGAAAGAGCUGGUGCAACCGUUCAGAACAACAAAACAAAGAACGUCCCUAUUUCGAUGUCCGCCCCUGUAUUGAUACCUUCGAUUUCAAGCUCGGAUUCAUCAAGCAUACGCAAGAGCCGUACUGAAGUGCAGAUGAGACCCGGAAUAGCCAACAUGCAAGAUCAUGCUCUCGAUUCAGGAGAGCUUCAGGUGACUUGCUCCUUGGCUGAUAGACUUCUUACUCGGUUAGAGACGGAGGGAAAUGGUACGGUAAAUGAUAAUGACGAUGGAUGUGAUAGUAAAAUGGAGAUCGGUGAUGGUAAUGAAGAUGAAGAGAUGAGGAAUCUCAUGGACGAGGAGCUGAAAGGGUUGGACGAGUUUUUCGAUUUUGGUGGUGACACACCUAGAACAGUGGAUACUUCGACGCCCACAGAUCGAUUAGAAACAAAAGCCGAAACCACAUCAUCAAGUUCCCUAUCAAUCAAACGUGUCCUUACCAGUGAAGAUAGAUAUGAUGCUGGGGUGGGUUCGCAGAUGGUAGAACCAGCAAGCCACUCAGAUGAGUCAGACGAUUCAAUCAAUGUCGAUGCCAAUAUCCGUAUGGGGAAAGAUGAAGGAAAUCUUUUAAAUGGACCGUAUCUGUUGCCAACGCCGACGAGAGAUGAGGAUACAAGUCCCUCGAUUGGUGAGGUCAGAUCGAAGGAUGAUAAUUUGGUAGAUAGGGAAGAUUCAGACGAGGAGAUACCGUUGAGAGUGGUACAAGCUAGUAGAGCGGGGGCAAGGGGAUGA
Messenger RNA from Kwoniella mangroviensis CBS 8507, 2742 nucleotides. RefSeq lists its product as uncharacterized. Bases 1 to 2742 code for a protein of 913 amino acids. Lineage: Eukaryota; Fungi; Basidiomycota; Tremellomycetes; Tremellales; Cryptococcaceae. The transcript has 7 exons. The record is from RefSeq and is a predicted model, not a curated record.